Messenger RNA from Dujonia railenensis, 1146 nucleotides. The record is from the annotation of a GenBank genome assembly. Lineage: Eukaryota; Fungi; Ascomycota; Pichiomycetes; Serinales; Debaryomycetaceae.
AUGUCAGUAUACACAGCUUCAACCACUGCACCAGUGAAUAUCGCCACCUUGAAAUACUGGGGAAAAAGAGACAAAACUCUCAAUCUUCCAACCAACUCCUCCAUCUCUGUGACCUUGUCCCAAAAAGACUUGAGAACCUUGACCUCUGCAGCCUGCUCAGAAACGUUCAAGGAAGACAGAUUAUGGCUUAAUGGUAAGGAGGAAUCGUUGUCGUCUGAAAGAACUAGAGCAUGUCUCGGAGACUUGAAGAAAUUAAGAAGCGAAUUGGAAGCUGCUGAUGCUUCAUUACCUAAAUUGUCCACCUACGGUCUUCACAUUGUAUCGGAAAACAACUUCCCUACUGCCGCUGGGUUGGCAUCAUCGGCCGCUGGGUUCGCUGCUCUCGUGGUGGCCAUCGCCAAGCUAUACAAAUUGCCCCAGGAUAUGAGUGAGCUUUCCAAGAUCGCCAGGAAGGGGUCCGGCUCCGCUUGUCGUUCCUUGUUCGGAGGCUACGUUGCCUGGGAAAUGGGUGACCAGACUGAUGGUGAAGACUCAAAGGCCGUGGAAGUUGCUCCUUUGGGCCAUUGGCCAGGUAUGAAGGCUGCUAUUUUGGUUGUCAGUGACGACAAGAAGGACACUCCUUCUACCUCGGGAAUGCAGUUGACUGUAGCCACCUCUGACUUGUUCCAGCACAGAAUAAAGGACUUGGUACCAAAGAGAUUCGUCGAGAUGAAGGAAUCGAUUUUGAACAAAGACUUCCCAACAUUCGCCGAGUUGACAAUGAAGGAUUCUAACAGUUUCCAUGCUGUGUGUUUAGAUUCCUACCCACCAAUCUUCUACUUAAACGAUACUUCCAAGAAGAUCAUCAAGUUAAUUCAUAAGUUGAACGAAUUGGAGGGUGAAGUUAUUGCUGCCUACACGUUUGAUGCUGGUCCAAACGCUGUCGUCUACUACGAGGAAAAGAACGAAUCAAAGGUAUUGGGCUUCCUCUAUAAAGUAUUCCACCAAGUCGAAGGAUGGAAGAAGCAAGAGGUUCCAUCCACCUUGAAUUUCGAGUUUGAUGAUCAAUUAUACAAGGGAGUUUCCAAGGUCAUCUUAACUGAAAUUGGUCCUGGCCCCCAGGAAACCGAGGAAAGCUUAGUCAACGAACUUGGAUUACCAAAAUAA